Molecule: messenger RNA, 351 nt
Organism: Exophiala bonariae
Lineage: Eukaryota; Fungi; Ascomycota; Eurotiomycetes; Chaetothyriales; Herpotrichiellaceae
Exons: 2
Coding region: 1-351 (116 amino acids)
Cellular component (GO): cytoplasm
Molecular function (GO): alcohol dehydrogenase (NAD+) activity
Source: RefSeq, a predicted model, not a curated record
AUGUGGGCUGGAGGCGGCCUAGGCCAUUUUGCUGUUCAGUACGCGCGUGUCAUGGGCAUGCGAGUAAUCGCUGUGGAUGAGGGCGACGACAAGGCCGUGUUCUGCAAAGAGCUGGGAGCGGAGGAGUUUAUCGACUUCAAAAAGACGCCAAAUAUUGCUUCUCAGGUGCAAAAGAUCACCACCCAUGGAGCGCAUGCCGUCAUUGUAUUUCCUGCUGGUAAAGAGACAUAUGCAGCUGCCCCAACCUACCUCCGGGUCGGUGGUACAUUGGUCGCCAUUGGACUAGCUCCAGAUCCAACGACGGUUGCAGGUGCACAUCCGAUGCUCGUGAUUGGGAACAGAUUAACGUAA